AUGGCUGCAGCACGCCGAUGGACCCAUGUAAUCCGCUUCAUCUUGAAAGAGGAUGGACGGAUUCACCUUGGCCAGAUCGACAGGAAGAAGCCCCUAGAUAUCCGCCUCGCUUUCCUGGAAGGGAAAGAGGUGGAAGCAAACUGUAUUUCCAGAUCCGUGUUCGAUGGCGUCGUGACGGACCGAAAGUUACACGUUGCCGAUACACCGCUAAUUCCAUUAAACUACAGGGACCACGCCAAUGAGGCCAACAUGGCCAUACCAGACUUAGCAGUUGUCAUCUCCAAGGAAUGCCGCGAUGUGCCUGAGUCAGAGGCGUACAACUAUUUUCUAAGCAACACCAGCAGCAACGACGUUAGUGCCAGGGCCCAACAGCGGACGAACAGCCAGUGGCGCCUUAGCAAGGGUCUUGACGGGGAAACGAUCUUUGAUAUCCUGAAGACUAUUGCAUUUCUAUCCCAGGGGACCACUCUAGAGAGAGGCACUGUCAUCCUCACAGGAACAGGCCCUGGCAUAGGAAUGGUCAGGAGCCAAAGAGUGUAUGUUCAGGACAUAGGGACGCUGGUUAAUAAAGUCCAUCAUGAGUAA
Ilyonectria robusta is the source of this 585-nucleotide messenger RNA. RefSeq lists its product as uncharacterized. The record is from RefSeq and is a predicted model, not a curated record. Gene Ontology annotation, molecular function: catalytic activity. Lineage: Eukaryota; Fungi; Ascomycota; Sordariomycetes; Hypocreales; Nectriaceae. The coding region runs from base 1 to 585 and encodes 194 amino acids. The transcript is spliced from 6 exons.